Messenger RNA from Sphaerodactylus townsendi, 3699 nucleotides. RefSeq names its product diacylglycerol lipase beta (gene DAGLB). Gene Ontology annotation, biological process: lipid metabolic process. The record is from RefSeq and is a predicted model, not a curated record. The transcript is spliced from 17 exons. NCBI's taxonomy places the organism in Eukaryota, Metazoa, Chordata, Lepidosauria, Squamata, Sphaerodactylidae. Bases 262 to 2289 code for a protein of 675 amino acids.
GAGUGCGUCAUGACGCCGAGCUGUCAGUAGGUGACCCCGCUUCGGGGCGGCGAGGGGAGGGGAGGGCGCGCGCACCGGGCUCUACAUCCGGGCGCUCGGCGACGAAAACUGAUGCAAUUUUGAUUUCUGCUGGGAACAAGAAUCUGGGUUAGAUGCGGCUUGGGUCUUGUUCAGAAGGUUUCUAGAUGGAGUAUGAGUGACAAGGACUUGGACUGUGGCAUAUUUCUGAGGUGAGGCACAGUAACAGGCAAGGUCCCCACAAUGCCUGGAAUGGUGAUCUUUGGGAGGCGCUGGGCCAUUGGCAGCGAUGACUUUGUCUUUCCAGGAGCCUUCGAGCUUUUCAUCAGAGUGAGCUGGUGGAUUGGUAUUCUGGUUUUGUAUGCGAUGCACAAAGCGCAAUUGGAGUGUCCUGGUGGAAGAUUGUUGCAUAGUUACCUUCUGGUCCUCCUCGUUCUCCUAGCAGCCAUUAUAUGUUCUUUAUCUUCUAUUGUGUAUAUCAGCAUGCAAGGAACAAUUUCCAAUCCUGGACCGAGGAAGUCCCUUCCUAAAUUGCUCUACCUGCGCCUGGCCCUCUUCUUGCCUGAGCUGAUCUGGGCUGUCGUAGGGGCCAUUUGGGUGUCGGACCACCACAUCGAUUGUGACAGGACGGUGAUCAACGCCAUAUUAGGGACAGUGAUCGCCAGCUGGAUCAUCAUCGUCUUCACCGUUGUGGCGGUUGUCCUCGUCUUUGAUCCACUGGGCGGGAAAAGGACGCUGUAUCUUUCCGGUUGUCCCAGUCGCAACUUGGAGAGCAGCCAGUCAGACCAGCUGUUCUACAAUGUCAAGAAGACAGCCACCCGAGUCUGGGAGAAAAGGAUUCGGUUACUGUGUUGUUGCAUCGUACAAAAUGACGACCACAGAGUUGCUUUCACCAGCAUCGCUGAGCUCUUCCGUGACUACUUCUCAGACACUGACCUGGUGCCCAGUGACGUAGCCGCAGGUCUGACUCUGCUCCACCAGGAGCAAGACAAGGUGGAAAAUUGCCCUAAAGAGCCCGAGGAGGUGUUGACUCAAUCCCCGCUGUCCCCUGCGGCUGAUGAUCUGGAUGCCGAGAUAGAAAACGCUGCUCACUACAUGAAGUUUGCCGUAGCUGCUUACGGCUGGCCGUAUUACAUCAUGACCAAUCCUUUCACAGGGCUGUGUAAGCUUAAAGGCGACUGUUGUAAAAACAGCCCCGUGGAGACAGAUAUCAUCGGGAGCGACCGUCUGAACAUGAACUUUGGAUCCAUCUUACAAAUAACAGGACUGCAGUACAGAGACUUCAUCCACAUCAGCUUCCACAAUAGAAUUUUCGAGGUCCCGUUCUUUGUCGCGUUAGACCACAAGAAAGAGUCUAUCGUGGUUGCUGUGAGAGGAACUUUGUCCUUUGAGGACGUCCUCACGGAUCUCUCGGCAGAUUGUGAAAGCAUCACUUUAGAAGAUAUUCUGGAGAAUGGUCUUGUGCACAAGGGGAUAACCCAGGCUGCCAACUACAUCUACAGAAGACUAAUAAACGACGGGAUUUUGAAUCAAGCCUUCACCAUUGCACCCGAAUAUAAGCUGGUGGUAACCGGCCACAGCUUAGGAGGAGGAACAGCCUCCAUACUGGCUGUCAUGCUCAAAAAUGCUUUCCCGUCGCUGAGAUGUUAUGCCUUUUCUCCACCAGGGGGUUUACUAAGCAAAUCACUUGCAGAUUACACUAAGCAAUUUAUCGUCUCAGUCACCGUUGGAAAGGACGUCGUCCCAAGGUUAAGCAUGCCCAAUAUGGAAGAUCUGAAGAGAAGGAUCGUUCGAAUAGUUGCCAACUGUCACAGGCCCAAGUACCAGAUCCUGCUGCAUGGAUGCUGGUAUGAAGUGUUCGGAGGAGACCCUGAUAACUCCCCCACUGAACUGGAUGGCAGAAACCAGCAUUCUCUGGCACAGCCUCUCCUCGCCGAAGAGAGUCUCAUGGGCCAUCGAUCACCUUCGUACACUUCCCUGGCAGAGGAUGAGUCGCCACUCGAUUCUCCUCGGUAUACUCCCUUGUUCCUCCCGGGCAGAAUCAUCCACAUCGUAGAAGAAAACAGCCCACGGAGAUGGUGCUCCUCAGACGUCAAGUACAGCGCCAGCUGGUCCAAAGAAACUGCCUUCGGCAACAUUUUAAUAAGUCCGAAAAUGCUAACGGAUCACAUGCCGGAUGUUGUGCUCAAAGCUCUGAACAGCUUGGCUCAGGAAAGCGUCUCUUGCGUUUCCUGUCAGCCACCAGGAGACUUCUCUACGAACAUUGUAUAAUCGCAGCCGUAGGAGGACGGCGGCAGCGGGUUGCCUGCUGCUUCCCCACCCACCCACCCACCCCCAGUGUUCACAAGGCCUGCUGUUUUGUAUUCUCAUCUUCGAUCAUGCCUCAACUAGAACCUGGGGGCACCGUCUGUGCGAUUUCAGGCUGCGAGAGAAAACGCCUUGUGCAGCAGAGGCGAUUCUGAUUGCCCAGCUUUCUGGGUAGUUUCUCCAUGAAGCAGCAGUGAAUCCGGCCUGUGACGUCAAAGGUGCGGCAGGGUGGCGGCUGAACCAAAUAGCUUGACAGAGGAGAGAUACAGAUGGCGGUUAGAGUGAGUAACCAUAUCCCCGAGCUUUAGGUCUAUUUCCGCCACUCAUGUGUGUAAAUUCCCAAUAGAAGGGGUGACUGGGGGAACAAAGUGUUAAGUUGAAGACAUAUAUCUCACAGGUGGAUAGGAGGAGGAGCUAAGAGAGAUACGGUUUGCACUCAAUUGUUGCACUAUAGCGAAACUGCGGACGUUUGAUUUUCCUUCCUGCUGAAGUAUGUUGUAGAUACCUCUCUUGGGCUUAAAACGCUGUGUCGAUACCCAUGCAAUGCUCUUGUUUACACUAUCAACCCUGUGGAAUGUAUAAAGAGUUCAAAUACCUGCUUGGUUCUUGACGAUAGGAGUCGUAGAAUCAUAGAGUUGGGAGAGACCCCAAGGGCCAGCCAGUCCAACCCCCUGUAAUGCUGUGUUUAGCUUUCUGCAGCAGGAUAGCCUGAAAAACAAGGGGUUGAACUGACCCUGUACCUGAAGUAUUUUGCUAUCUUUAAAUCUCACUGAAGACUAAAAGGUGGCACAGUUAUCCAUUAAGCAGGAAACCUCAGACAUUUCUGCUAUGGCCUCUUCUUUCUGCGUGCACUCAGCACCUUGCAGGUGGAAAGAUUUUUUCCACAUUCCACCAGAUGACUGCUUCCUUGUAAAUUACAAACUCAGCAUAGCCUGCCAGAGUCUAUGGUGAAACCAGUUCCUCGUGUUAAUGUCAAAGCAGUGACGACCAUCUGAGUCUGUUGUAGCACAAUUACAAAGGAGGUAAAGUAGAACUUUAAAGACUUAACAAAAUUGGGUCUCUAAGGUGCUUUUUGAGUCCUGUUUUCAGUUUUCACGCGGUGGCAUUAUAGCGCGUUCUGCCAUCUCAGGCUGCUGUAGAGGCAGGCAAGCAAAAAUAUUUCCUGAUGGGCCAUUGAGCAAGAAGGAAGCGGCAGGGCAGGAGGGAAAGACUUCUGGGAUUGGAUAUUCUCAUUUAUUUUGAGCCCCAAGUGCAGCGUGGUGUAGUGGUUAAGAGCAGGUGGAUUCUAACCUGGAGAACCAGGUUUCAUUCUCCACCUGAAUGGCAGAGGCUUAGCUGGUAAACCAGAUGUGUUUCCGCACUCCUACAUUCCUG